This is a messenger RNA of Cicer arietinum (chickpea), 1165 nucleotides long. Its product is annotated as ethylene-responsive transcription factor ERF084. Gene Ontology annotation, biological process: regulation of DNA-templated transcription. Gene Ontology annotation, molecular function: DNA-binding transcription factor activity; DNA binding. NCBI's taxonomy places the organism in Eukaryota, Viridiplantae, Streptophyta, Magnoliopsida, Fabales, Fabaceae. The record is from RefSeq and is a predicted model, not a curated record.
UCUUAAAAUUUAUUGCGACUAUUAUUUCUUCAACUGAAAAUGUUGUAUAUAUAUAACAACCUUUUGCUCUGAAGAGACCCAACCACGAUCUUUUUUCAUUGAAGAAAACAAAAACAAAAACACAACCACAAUGAACAUUGAAAUGUUCUCAUACGACCCCACAACUACCACCACCUUAAAUCUUCCAAACCACAACCAAACAACUCUCGAAGGAAUCGCCGCGGUUGUCGGAGAACACGUCCUCUAUGGACCCCACCACACUACCAAAACGACACCAACCAUCUCCGUUUCAAACACAGAAAACAAAACACAAACAACAAACAAAGCCUACAGAGGUGUGAGAAAGAGACCGUGGGGAAGAUGGUCAGCUGAAAUACGUGACCGAAUCGGUCGGUGUCGUCACUGGCUAGGAACAUUCGACACUGCCGAAGAAGCCGCGCGUGCUUACGACGCAGCAGCUAGGCGAUUGAGAGGUUCUAAAGCUCGAACUAAUUUUAAGAUUCCGUCGGUUUUUCCAAUACCGUUAUCACCGACUUCAGCUUCGUCUUCAUCUUCUUCUGAUACUGUUGUUAAGAACAGAAAUAAAUUUAACGGUGGUAGGAAAUGUUGUGUUGUUACUUCUGUGGAACAAUUGUUCAGUGGUGUUCCUGAAGUUCGAAGAGAAAGAGAUAAUAAUGGGAAUGUUGGUUUUGGUGGUACAACUACUACUGGAAUGGUUAUGUAACUUCAACAAGUGUUUGUUUGGUUUUGCAGUGAAUCAACAACAUUACGAUGAUUCAGUGUGAUUUUAUAGAAGCUAAAUAUUAAAGUGAAUUUGUUAUAAUCACGGUGAGUCAUCAAAAUUUUCAAUAAAUAUAUUUUUAGUGAAAAUCACGUGGCUCAUCUUGAUAUUGACAAAUAUAUUAUAGUUUUUAUAAAAUCACGGUGGUGGGUUAUCAUAAUUUUGUAAGUUUUAUCGAAAAAUCAGAGAUAAACAAAUAUAAUUAAAAGUCAAAUUCUAGUAUUAGAUAGGAAGCUCUUCUUUAUUUUGGGGUUUUUUAGUCUUAGGUGGUGUUAUUUAUUAUGGGUGUUAAUUUGUGUAUUAUGAAGUAAUAUCUGAAUUAAUGUUGAUGUCUAUAUAUAUAAAUGUACUUUAAUGAAUGAAAGAAGGGCUUAAUUUCUUUAA